Molecule: messenger RNA, 528 nt
Organism: Aureobasidium namibiae CBS 147.97
Lineage: Eukaryota; Fungi; Ascomycota; Dothideomycetes; Dothideales; Saccotheciaceae
Exons: 2
Coding region: 1-528 (175 amino acids)
Source: RefSeq, a predicted model, not a curated record
AUGAAGCCCAGCACUUAUGUGUAUCUGGCGGCCUAUUUCGGUCUGACCACUGCCGCUCCCUGGAACAACAAGCGUGAUACCAACACUUGCCCUUGUGCUCCUGAUGGCAAGCCCUCGACUUCGACCUCGACCAUCACCCAGUGGUCUACUCAGACCCGCACCCACACCAUUACGGAGCACGUCACUCACUACAUGACUACGACUGCUGCUGGUACAGCAGUCCCAUCGGUACAGACUGACGCCGCUGCCUCGUCCGCUCCUAUUGGUGGCAACUACGGUGGUGCUUCGCCUUCGUCCGUUUCGGAUGUCGACGCCACUGGUAUUCCCACAAAUGCCGCCCCUGGUAGCUCUGGUGCCAUCACCAGCCUGCCUACUGGUUCGUUCGGCGAGGGCAACUACAGCCCCUCCACUCCCGCUUCGUCUGCCAACGUCCCUGCCGUCACUGGUACCACCACCAUGGGUGCUUCUGGUCCCGAGGUCGUCUACUUGGCCACACAAUUAGUCAGGGUGGUUCUACCACUGUUUUGA